AUGGCUGCAGCAAAAUCUGUUGAAAAACUUGAGAAGGAGCUGUGUUGUGCGGUCUGUAUGCAGGUCCUUACCAGCCCAAGGCAUCUCUCUUCAUGUGAUCAUACAUUCUGCGAGAAGUGCUUGGAAAUGGUCAUUUCUUCAGAAGGAGAAGCAAACUCGCGCUUGAAAUGUCCGAUGUGCCGGAAAACAUCGACUCUACCGGGAAAAGGUGUGUCAGGUCUCAAGUCUGACCCGCUCACAUGUGGAAUCCUUGAAGUCCUGAAGACCAAACUGGACUCGAGUAAAAAAGGAUGUGAUAGCUGUGGGGAUACUGAAACUCCACUGAUAACCUACUGUAGAGAUUGCUUUGAAUUUAUCUGCCAAUCGUGUACCGAGUCCCACGAAAGGAUGAAGCUCAAGUAUACGAACCAUCGCACUGUCCUGCUCUCGGACAUCAACAACGGGAAGGUGAAGGUUAGCCCUUUGGAGGAUUCUGAAAAGAGGAACCCAUCCAAGUGUGCAGAACACUGGGAGUUGAUGAGCUACUACUGCAAAACCUGCAAACUUCGCAUAUGCAGAGACUGCGUUGUUCUAGAACACAAUGGGCACGACUGUACAACGUUGCGGCACAUUUUCAAUGAAAUGCAAAAAGAGAUAGGACGUCUUCGGGAUAGGUGUCAGCAGCAGAAGGAGGAGAUGGAAUGGAGCAUGAAUAAGGUCGAGAAGAAAGAGCGAGCCGGUGCAGCCAAAACAUUCCAAGAGAUGCGAGAAAGCACUGCUGCUGCCACGCUUGCAGCCAUGUCGUAUCUAAAAGAGGCAGAAGAACAGCUUCUCGCAAAAGUAGGCAAGCUCGAGAGGGCAUUCAAAAGAAAUGUAAAGCUCAGCAGAGACCACGUUUCAGGGAUUACAGACAAUAUCGAGCGUGUGGUAUCACAAGCAGACAGUAUCUUAGUAACAAAUGAAGCACCUGAGUUUAGUGCUCUACCCGAUGACCUCAUCAAGAAAAUGGAGGAACUUUUAGCAAAGGAAUCCAAAGUGGCGGCUGUAGAUGACAUCUUAGCUCUGAAAGGUACGUCAAUACAAAGCCAUCAUCUUUCACUGACAAUGUCCUCCUAUGCUGAUGUUGUGUUAUCUGGAGUUUGGCAAGUAAAGUCCACUCUUAAACUUGACUCCAAGUCUUCUGCCUCCCGCGUUUUCUGUAACAACAGUCAUGUCAUCUUGCAAACCAGAGGAAACGUGUACAAAAGACCUCUUGAUGGCCAGGGAUCUGGAUGGAAUGACAAACUUCUUAGUGUCCAGAACAACCAGUCUGUCGCAGAAGUGGCAGUUUCGUUUCAAGACCAGGUGAUGUAUAUAUCAUUUCGAGACAAUCUCGAAUUGGGAAUACGUAUGGUACAGCUGUCUGAAAUCAACGGCAGAAAUGGUAACUACUCUUCUUUCGAGAAUAUGAAGUCAGUAACUCCAUCUUCUUGGUCCACUGACACAGAAAUGAUGACGACGGAUUGCAAAGGACGGAUUAUCUAUGUAGGUAACCAGAUGGGACAGACACCACCAUUCUCGACACUUUCCAAAUCACCACCUGAUAAGAUCCAGAGAACAGCCAAUUCAGCAGGUGCAACUUUCACCGGAUAUCAAGCGUCAGCUGUCCCUGUCCAGACGUCCUAUAUGUCGACCUGUUUAACUGGAAGUCCGACACUGACCAUGGGCAUUCCAGGAUCAGGCUUGUCGUCACCUGAUGUGCGAAAGAAAGUUCUAGGAACCGGAAGGAAAACGUCAACGUCGAUAACGACAACAGAACAGAAGACACAUUUCGCCGGAAAAAACGCCUUUUCAUUCCAAUCCGCAACAGUAUACCGACAUCGACCCAAUAAACAUGAGUUUCAGAGAUCAUAUCAUGAUCCACAAAGUGAUAGCUUCGAAGUUCCUUUCGGGGUUGCAAGCGUUGCUGCGGCGAAGACUGGUCAGCUGGCGUUUCUUCGAGAGGACAAGAAAGGCGUCAUCAUCACUGAUGAAGACGGUAGAAUCCAGCAUGAAAUCAAGGAACCUGGCAGGAUGUACUUGUCCAUCUCCUGCACAGAGAGUGACGCCCUCUACGUUCUAUCCUCCUCCUGUGGAAGUCGCACCUUCACGCUCACCAAGCAUUCUUUGGAUGAUGGUGGUCUCCUCGAGUACGUCAUCGAUCAGCUCGACGCGUCCGAUGGCGUUACAGUUGAUGAAAGGCAGAUCAUGAGCAAUUACGGCAAUGACCGAGUUAUCGUGAUUGUCGGAAAGGAAAUUCGGAUCUAUUCGAGAAAGGAGUGGAGAGUUAUUGAUGAUUAUGAUAAUUACCUGUCUGAUGACAGCGACCUGUAGGAUUUACAAUUGAAUACACAAUAUGGCCUCAAGAAGUGCUGAUGAAAUCAUUUGAGCAAAGUAAACUGUGUGAACUUGACCAAAGCAAUUGACCACUAUAAAAGAUGUUUUUAUAGCACAUUUGAUUGUAAGAACCAGUUCGCAGAAACAAUCUACGUAUGAGCAGAAUAAAGAUUAUUUGUACCAAAAUUGUAAACACCAACUACUGGAUACGUGCUCAUGAAGGUUAUAAAAUCAUUAUGUAUUUAUGCACUGACGGUACGUUAUAUGUAUUCAAGAGGGAGCAAACAAAAGCUGGUCAUGAAGAACCUCCAUCACUUUGACAGUGAUUGUUAUAAAAUGCUCAAAGGGAAAUCUCAAUGUUUAAAAAGUCUGUAGAUAUUUGGUGUCGAAUUUGUACUAGGUGCUGAAUACGAAAUGAUAAUAUUAAAUUAUAUUAUAGAAAAAUGUAUUAACAAAUCUAUGAACAUGCAUUUUUAACAUUUUGUUAAACCACAAUUACUAUAUAGAUAUCAAAUAAUAAAUCAAACAUAUCCAAAAUGUCAAAUAUCUUGUUAAAAUACAUAAUUCCAAAUGUUUAUACAAUUAUACCGUGAACAUCUGUAUAACACAUAAAUAUUGCAUCGAAAUAUUUCGAGGCAGAUUAGAUGUGAUUAGAAAUGAAAAGAUUGAAUUAUUGUGGACUAGCUAUAUUGUUUCCCAACUGGAAAGACAAAAAGUUUAAA
Molecule: messenger RNA, 3056 nt
Organism: Strongylocentrotus purpuratus (purple sea urchin)
Lineage: Eukaryota; Metazoa; Echinodermata; Echinoidea; Camarodonta; Strongylocentrotidae
Exons: 2
Coding region: 1-2331 (776 amino acids)
Biological process (GO): positive regulation of DNA-templated transcription
Cellular component (GO): chromatin; nucleoplasm
Molecular function (GO): zinc ion binding; ubiquitin-protein transferase activity
Source: RefSeq, a predicted model, not a curated record